UUAAACAUGAUAAAAUUGUUGUGGAUGAUGAUAAUUUUCCGUGUAUCAGGAUAUGAAGGCGAUUUUCCGAUGAGCUCUGGAAAUAAGUCCAUAGCUAGAAUAAUACAGGGAUGGAGGGGAAAUCUAGGUGAUGUUCCUUAUCAGGUGUCAUUCAAGAUGAAGCUUUACUUGAAAUACCAAAGUUUCUGUGGGGGCUCCAUUGUUGCUGCUAACAAAGUGCUCUCGGCCGCUCACUGUUUCGUAGAAGACCCCAACUUCUGUCACAAAUUCUGCCGUUUGAAACCGCCAUUACGCUUACCACUGCGUCGGGUAUACGCUGUUGCUGGCACGAUCAAAAACGCCGACGAACCCGCCAAAGAUUCAGUCAUCGCUCAAUGGAGGAGGGUCAAUGAUGUCAACUAUCCAACGUCGUACGAAUUCCCGCAUUCCGAUAUUUGUGUUGUGGUUACAAGAAGUCCAUUUAUUUUCAAUGAGUACGUCAAUUAUAUACCUUAUGCGUCACGGGAUAUGGACUAUUCUGGGACAUGUCUAGUUUCUGGAUUCGGGAGUACAUCAAGAAACUGGAACAAUCCAUCUCAACAUCUAUUGCUGGCUCACGCGCCGAUGUUGCCGAUGAAAAGAUGCGAAGAAAUAGGCACGAGCGGUCGCAAAUUCAUUUGUUCCUCGCCACCGGCUGGCCCACAUCAGGGCGAUUCAGGCGGUCCUCUAGUGUGCCACGGUACAAACGACCCCAACGAGAACAGUACCACGGGUAUACUAGUUGGUGUAACCUGUGCCGGUUACCAGGCACCACCAUACUACUACAUGUAUACCCGGGUUUCAUACCACAAGGACCUCAUUGAUGGAUUUAUCAAUACUGCAUGCAGAUCAGAACUGUACAUUUUAUACGUCACAUCUGACAAAGGUGAUACGUAA
This is a messenger RNA of Aricia agestis (brown argus), 915 nucleotides long. Its product is annotated as trypsin-1-like. Gene Ontology annotation, biological process: proteolysis. Lineage: Eukaryota; Metazoa; Arthropoda; Insecta; Lepidoptera; Lycaenidae. The record is from RefSeq and is a predicted model, not a curated record. Gene Ontology annotation, molecular function: serine-type endopeptidase activity. The transcript is spliced from 7 exons. Bases 7 to 915 code for a protein of 302 amino acids.